AUGGCGGAUCCAGAGGAUGAUUUGAAGGAAUUGCCUUCAAGAAUAAUAUAUAAUAAAUUUAAGGGUACCAGUUGUAAUUCCCAAUAUAAACAAUACCAAAUAGGAAUAAGGAAUAUGCUGAAGGAACAUUCUGAUAUUAAAAAACAUGAAGAUCAAAUUGUGGAAGCUUGGUGUCAUGUGACUAGAAUGUGGGAUACGAGUGUAUUGUGGGAUACGAAUAUAUUGUGGGAUGAACGUUGCAAGUUCUUGUAUUUCUGGGUAGGAAAUUUAAUACAGAACGAUUCAGAGUCUGGUAAGUUUUCUGCCCGUAUGGGCAAAAUUUAUGAGGCGCUGAAUUAUGUGACUUGGAAGAAUAAGUGCGAUAUUGCAUACCCCGAUGUUAUUAACAAAAAUCUUUUCAGUAAGAGAAAAAUAGUGUUCGAUUACUCGCAUGACAGAGUGCAUGUACAAAAGGAAUUAGAAAAAUCAGGGAGUCCUAAUAAGCACCUGUGGUGUGCAUAUGCGCUGGGAAUUGCAGCAGCAUAUAAAGAAGUGCAAGAAGAUUGUGAUUAUGGUGAUAAUAAGAGUAAAGGUUACUGCACUAAAUUUAAAGGAACGUAUAUAAAAUACAAUCCUGAGCAACUACUAAGUUCACACUGUGAAAUAGUGCUUGCAGAACAGCUUAGAGUGACUACGGAAGUUGAAAAGCCUUCGAAACAGGGAGAUCGAGGAGAAGUUGAACUGAGGAAAGAACUACAAGAGGAGGAAGAACGUCGGGAGAUUGAUGGAUUACAAAUAGAGGCUAUGCCAGAAGCUGAACUUGAUGAGAACCAGGAACUUCUUGCACACCAAGCCUUACCUGAUAGCAGCAGCACCACUACAACCGGCCUGUUUUCCAUACUUUCUAUAGCAGGACUAGGCAGCAUUACUUUCCUCCUAUAUAAAGUAAGCCUUACUGCACGUUGA
This is a messenger RNA of Plasmodium cynomolgi strain B, 945 nucleotides long. RefSeq lists its product as hypothetical. The transcript has 2 exons. Bases 1 to 945 code for a protein of 314 amino acids. Lineage: Eukaryota; Apicomplexa; Aconoidasida; Haemosporida; Plasmodiidae. The record is from RefSeq and is a predicted model, not a curated record.